AUGGGUGAUGGUGGUGGCGGUGGGGUGCCCGCACGGCCAAAGAAGCGCCCGCCCGGGGCCAGCCGUGUCCCCCCACCCCACCCCGCCGCCCCCGCGCCCCCGCGCCCAUGGCAGCCGGAAGAACCCCGAGAGGAGGCAGUCCGGCACGGGGGCGAGAGUCCGGGGGAGGGGGCGAGGCGCGGCGCCGGGCCCGGGGGCGGUGGGAGGGAGGGGGGAAGGGAGGGCUCCGGGGUGACUUACGGAGGCGGCGGCGGCGAACGCGGCGGCGGCGGCCCUAGCGCGGUGCCCGGGAGGCGCGGCCGGACUGCAGAGGCGCCGGGGCUGCGGCGGGCGGGACUGCGGUGGGCGCCAUCUUGGAGCGCUCCGCGCGCCCGCCCCCCGCGCCGCGCCGCGCGAGCCCUCGCCUCACGGACGAGCCGCGCCGGCGCCGCGCGCGCGCCCCCCUCGCGCCCCCCUCGCCCGACCCCUCGGCGCGUCCCCACCGCCGCUGCCGCCGCCCCGCCGCCCCGCUCCCGAGCUCCGCGGCCCACCUACCCUGCAGGGCGCGCCCGCUCGCACGCCCGUCCGCCUGCUCGCUCGCUCGCUCUCUCGCUCGCCGGCCCGGCGUCCCCGCGCGCCCGCCGCCCGCCCGCCCGCCCGGACCCGAUCGGCGCGGCGAGCCGGAGCCGCCAGGGGGCGCCGUGCAGGAGCGCCGGCGAGCGUCCCCGGGGCCCGCCUCCUCGACGCCCCCGCCAGCCGCGGGAGGGAUGCUCCGCGGCCCUGCUCAGGACGCUGCCCUUCCUCCUGGACGUGGCCGGUCAGCUGUUUGGACGAAGAUCCUCCCAUCUCUACCGCCCCAGAGAUCCUCCCGUCUCUACCCCCCCAGAGAUCUUCCGUCUCUACCCCCCCAGAGAUCCUCCCGUCUCUACCCCCCCAGAGGUCCUCCCGCCUCUACCGCCCCAGAGAUCCUCCCGUCUCUACCCCCCCAGAGAUCCUCCCGUCUCUACCCCCCCAGAGAUCCUCCCGUCUCUACCCCCCCAGAGGUCCUCCCGUCUCUACCUCCCCAGAGGUCCUCCCGCCUCUACCGCCCCAGAGAUCCUCCCGUCUCUACCCCCCCCCGAGAUCUUCCGCCUCUACCGCCCCAGAGAUCCUCCCGUCUCUACCCCCCCAGAGAUCCUCCCGUCUCUACCCCCCCCAGAGAUCCUCCCGUCUCUACCCCCCCCAGAGGUCCUCCCGUCUCUACCUCCCCAGAGGUCCUCCCGCCUCUACCGCCCCAGAGAUCCUCCCGUCUCUACCCCCCCCGAGAUCUUCCGCCUCUACCGCCCCAGAGAUCCUCCCGUCUCUACCCCCCCAGAGAUCCUCCCGUCUCUACCACCCCCAGAGAUCUCCUGUCUCUACUGCCCCAGAGAUCCUCCCGUCUCUACCUCCCCAGAGAUCCUCCCGUCUCUACCCCCCCAGAGGUCCUCCCGUCCCUACCCCCCCAGAGGUCCUCCUGUCUCUACCCCCCCAGAGAUCCUCCCGUCUCUACCCUCCCCAGAGGUCCUCCCGUCUCUACCGCCCCCAGAGAUCCUCCCGUCUCUACUGCCCCAGCACGUUUCUACCGACCAUGCAAGCUCUUCUCCUGUAGCAACCCCGGAAAAUGCCUUCUCGCCUGUCUUCUGCAUCCAGAGCCUGUGA
This is a messenger RNA of Jaculus jaculus (lesser Egyptian jerboa), 1656 nucleotides long. Its product is annotated as basic proline-rich protein-like. The transcript is spliced from 5 exons. The coding region runs from base 1 to 1656 and encodes 551 amino acids. The record is from RefSeq and is a predicted model, not a curated record. NCBI's taxonomy places the organism in Eukaryota, Metazoa, Chordata, Mammalia, Rodentia, Dipodidae.